AUGACGAAGAACCUAGUCCUUGAUCCUUCUCACGCCGAGGCGCCUACUCGCGACCACCAGAACUAUCCCAGCAGCUUGCCAGAGGCAAAGGAGACCAAAGUUCACCCUACCAAUGCUGGAGGAGAGAAUGCAAAUCACUUUGAUGAGAAGGUCGAAGCCUCGCUUCGCCGCUCUUUGCCCAUCAUCACUACACCUCAUGCCAAAGACCAUUUGACCUCCAAAGGCGACGACGAAUCAUUCAGCCGCGUCUACGAUCUCGACUUCUUCCAGAGCAUGUAUGUCGAUAUCCGCAAAUCUGGAACCACGCAUGAAGUCACAAACAAAAAGGUGCCGGCUGUCAAGGUGACGGGUAUGCCUGGUAAGCAUGUACCUCAGGGAAUGCUGAGCAAGGCCAACGACAUACUCGGUGCCGUGCCUCCCACCAACGGCUGGAUGCUGGAGUUGGGUUACAAAGAGGGCGAUGGCAGUUCCACCGACAGUUUCAAGAACGGAUACAGGUAUGUGCUGAUUGUCAAUCUUCUUCAGUCCAUUUCUGACGUGGACUUGCUANGAAUCUACAUCUCGGGCGAUACUCUCAUGGUCGACGAACUCAAAGAAAUCCCGGAACGCUAUAAGGGUCAAAACAUCGACCUCAUGCUGAUCCACUUGGGCGGCACCACGAUUCCUUCGCCGAAACUGCCAAUGUUGAUGGUGACCAUGGAUGCAAAGCAAGGAAUCGAGCUCGUCAGAAUGAUCAACCCUGAUUUGACAAUUCCCAUCCACUACGAUCCUCUGGAUGACUUCAAGAAGGAGAUGGAGAAGGCAGGGUUGACUGACAAGGUUGUGUAUCUGGAUCGCAAGGACGAGUACAAGUUUGGUGUUCAACAUGGAUAG
Messenger RNA from Aureobasidium vineae, 873 nucleotides. The record is from the annotation of a GenBank genome assembly. Lineage: Eukaryota; Fungi; Ascomycota; Dothideomycetes; Dothideales; Saccotheciaceae.